AUGGCUUCAGUACAAGCUGCGCCUGCCGUCCAGCUCCCUGGCGCCGGCAUGGCGACCACCACUCCUCAACAGGCUCAAGAGAUUUUCAAUAAAUUCAAGCAGAUGAGGGAGAGCGGCGUCCCCAACACCGAUCCCGAAUACAUCAAGGCCGAGCAGUUCGUCUUGUCCUUCCAACAACAAGCGCGUAUGCGACAGAAGCAACAACAAUUUCUCCAGCAUCAGCAGCAACAACAACAACAGAUGCAACAGCAGCGACAGAUGCAGCAGGCUGGUGGCCUCAACGGCGCUGUCAAUGGCUCGCAGCCCGCCCAGCAGCACCCCCAGUCGACACAACCUCCUACAUCAAGCGCGCUCAGCGCCUCGGCGCUUCCUGCAGCCAACUCAAAUGCUGCUGCCGCCGCUGGAUCCCCCUCGACAGCUGCUCCUUCCAGCGGCCCAGGUGCUGGCCAGUUCAACCCGCAACAAUUGAGUUUGCUUAGACAACAGAUCCACGCCUUCAAGCUGUUGACCAAGAAUGCUGGAGUUCCCCUACAGAUGCAGCAAGCCAUCUUUGCUCAGCGAGAGCGCAGGAAAGCCAUCGCCGCCGAGGCUGCCGCGCUGGCAGCUUCAUCAACACCCGCAACGACUAGUCGAGACUCUGCACAGCCCGGCAUCAAUGGGUCCGAAGCCAAGUCUGAAUCUACUCCCGAGGUCCAAGGGCCCACCUUCAAGACCGUCAGGUCCCCUUACGGCGAUAACAACCUGAUUCGCAAGUCGAUUAGCCAUUUCGACCAUACUCAACGGAAAAAUCGCAAGCUUAUCCCGGGAUUGUUCCCCACUGGUGUCGACUUCGACCAGCUACGGUACGAGAGGGAGCUGAUUGUGUUCAACCGCAUGAGAGAUCGGUUUGCCGAGCUCAGAAACACCCCAGCAAAUAUUGCUCACUGGGAUACCACCAAGGACGACGUUGAAUUGGAUGAUAGUGCAAAGGUCAAGGCGAUCAUUGAGAUGAAGAGCCUCGGCUUGUACGCGAAGCAGAAGGCGCUGCGGGAUAAGAUUGGCCGCUCGAUGAUGUUCUAUGACAACCUUGCAAUGACGACCAACCGCUCCGGAUACCGCCGCACAAAGAAGAUGACGGUUCGCGAGGCCAGAAUCACAGAGAAGCUUGAGAAGCAGCAGCGUGAUAUCCGGGAGAACCGCGAGAAGAAGAGGCACACUGACUUCUUGGCCGCCAUUACUCAACACAGAAACGAGAUUCAACAAACCGCAUCAAGCCAGCGCAAUAAGUCCACCAAACUCAAUAAGCUCAUGUUUGCCCAGCACUACAACAUUGAAAAGGAAGAGCAAAAGAGGAUUGAGCGUACUGCCAAGCAGCGUCUGCAGGCUCUUAAGGCCAACGAUGAAGAGGCUUAUCUCAAGUUGCUUGACGAAGCCAAGGACACCCGUAUUACCCACCUUCUCAGACAGACCGAUGGGUUCUUGCGGCAACUCGCUGCUUCCGUCAAGUCUCAGCAAAGGAAGGCCCUGCUGGAGCAGACUGGCGAAGAGGAGGAGCUUCCAGAGGAGGAAGAAGAAGAGAGCGAACCCGAUGAGGAUGACGACGACACAAGUGGACGAAAGAUCGACUACUACGCCGUCGCCCAUCGCAUCAAGGAAGAGGUCACAGAACAGGCCGAUAUCCUGGUGGGUGGUAAGCUCAAGGAAUACCAGGUCAAGGGUCUGCAGUGGAUGAUUUCCCUGUACAACAACAACCUGAACGGUAUUCUUGCCGACGAGAUGGGUCUCGGCAAGACUAUUCAAACCAUCAGUUUGAUCACGUAUCUCAUCGAGCGCAAGAAGCAGGAUGGCCCCUACCUGGUCAUUGUACCCCUCAGUACUUUGACCAACUGGACACUCGAGUUCGAGAAAUGGGCGCCUUCUGUGAGCAAGAUUGUCUACAAGGGUCCUCCUCUGGCCAGAAAAGUGCACCAGGACAAGAUCCGCCAAGGACGUUUCCAGGUGUUGCUCACGACUUACGAGUACAUUAUUAAGGAUCGCCCAAUUCUCAGCAAGAUCAAGUGGUUCCACAUGAUCAUUGACGAAGGUCACCGUAUGAAGAACCAGAACUCCAAGUUGACAACUACUAUCCAGCAAUACUACAACACCCGAUUCCGUCUCAUCUUGACUGGUACACCGCUCCAGAACAACCUUACGGAACUGUGGGCUAUGCUCAACUUCACGCUACCGACCAUUUUCAAGUCUGCGACAACCUUUGACGAGUGGUUCAACACACCUUUUGCCAACACUGGUGGACAAGACAAGAUGGAACUCACGGAAGAAGAACAGAUUCUCGUCAUUCGUCGUCUGCACAAGGUGCUGCGUCCUUUCUUGCUCCGUCGUCUGAAGAAGGAUGUCGAAAAGGAUCUUCCGGACAAGACCGAGAAGGUCAUCAAGUGCAAGUUCUCUGCUUUGCAAUCUAAGCUUUACAAGCAGAUGGUCACGCACAACAGGAUCCUCGUCAGCGACGGACAGGGUGGCAAGGCUGGUGCUCGCGGCUUGAGCAACAUGAUCAUGCAGCUUCGCAAGCUUUGCAACCAUCCAUUUGUGUUUGAUGAGGUCGAGAAUCUCAUGAAUCCUAUGAGCAUCAGCAACGACUUGCUAUGGAGAACCGCCGGCAAAUUUGAGCUUCUCGACAGAAUCCUGCCCAAGUACAAGGCAACGGGCCAUCGCGUUCUCAUGUUCUUCCAAAUGACGGCCAUCAUGGACAUCAUGGAGGACUACCUCAGAUACCGCAACCUCAAGUAUCUUCGUCUGGAUGGUACAACCAAGUCAGAUGAGCGUUCUGAUUUGCUGCGCGAGUUCAAUGCUCCCGGCUCAGACUACUUCAUGUUCUUGUUGUCGACUCGUGCUGGUGGUCUUGGUCUGAACCUGCAGACUGCUGACACUGUCAUCAUCUACGACUCCGAUUGGAAUCCUCAUCAAGAUUUGCAGGCUCAGGAUCGUGCUCAUCGUAUCGGACAGAAGAAUGAGGUUCGAAUUCUUCGCCUCAUCAGUUCGAACUCGGUCGAAGAGAAGAUCUUGGAAAGAGCCAGGUUCAAGCUUGACAUGGACGGCAAGGUCAUUCAAGCCGGUCGCUUCGACAACAAGUCGACAGAAACGGAUCGUGAUGCUAUGCUGCGUACCCUUCUAGAAAGCGCCGACAUGGCGGAGACUGGAGACCAGGACGAGAUGGACGACGAGGAGCUGAACUUGCUCCUCGCUCGUAGCGACGAUGAAGUGGCUGUUUUCCAGAAACUCGACGAGGAGCGGAAGCUAGACCCAACCUAUGGCGAGGCAGCUGGAGCAAAGAUUAAGCCUCGUCUACUCGCGGAGGAUGAACUUCCUGAGAUCUACCUGGGUGAUGGCAACCCGAUUGAAGAGGAGAUUGAGACAAGUCUUGGACGUGGAGCUCGUGAGCGAACUAAGGUUCGCUACGAUGACGGUCUCACGGAAGAGCAGUGGCUCAUGGCUGUCGACGAUGACGACGACUCACCAGAGGCGGCAGCAGCACGGAAGCAAGCCCGCAAAGACAAGCGGGAGACCAACAGGCUCAAGAGGUCCGCUAUGGCCAAUGCUGCUGACGACUCUCCCCCUGCAAGUCGUGCCAGCACGGAGGAGGUGGAAACACCCAAGAAGAGAGGCCGAAAAGGAGCCGCGAAGAACCAAGAGAAGCGGAAGGCAGAAGAAGGGGACGAUGAGCCUCCGGCUAAGAAGCGUCGUGGCCCACAAGGUAGAGCCAAGGCGGUGUCGGUCUCUGUUGGUUCCGAGACGCCGCGAGUAUCGGCUCAGCAACGCCAACUCCUGCAGGUAAACACGAGGGCUCUCUUCGACGGACUCAUGAACCUUGAGGUAGAUGAUCCGGAGCCACCAGAGGAGGAUGAUGACGAGUCGGUUGCGGGCAAGCGAAUCAUCAUUGGGCCCUUCCUUGCUCUGCCACCCAAGCGCGACUACGCCGACUACUACUUGAUCAUUCAAACUCCUAUUUCGAUGAAGCAGAUUGAGACCAAGAUCAAGAAGCAGCAGUACCACAGCCUCGGCGAUAUGCGCAAGGAUGUCGACCUCAUGUUCCGCAACUGCCAGACCUACAACGAGGAGGCAUCGCUUCUCUACCAGGACUCUCUUACUCUCCAGAAAUUCUUCCACGAAGAACUCCAAAAGGCUCUCGACAAGCAUGCAGAGUUGCAAGAGCUGGAAAGCGACGGUGGCAAGGAGGGCUCAGUGGCGCCUAGCGCGAGUGCGAGCGUCGGAACCCCUCAACCAGCAACCUCCACCACGAGGAUCAAGUUGAUUUCUUCGGCCUCCAACGGCGCCAAAGAGACAAACGGAGCAAGCAACGGUGCGCAAAGCGACCAGGAGUAG
Messenger RNA from Colletotrichum paranaense, 4356 nucleotides. RefSeq names its product SNF2 family domain-containing protein. Bases 1 to 4356 code for a protein of 1451 amino acids. Lineage: Eukaryota; Fungi; Ascomycota; Sordariomycetes; Glomerellales; Glomerellaceae. Gene Ontology annotation, biological process: positive regulation of transcription by RNA polymerase II. Gene Ontology annotation, cellular component: nucleus. The transcript has 3 exons. The record is from RefSeq and is a predicted model, not a curated record. Gene Ontology annotation, molecular function: histone binding; DNA binding; ATP binding.